AAAUAAAAUUCUUUUUCCUGUUCGUUCUAUAUUUUUAUAUUUAAAGCGGUAGGCAUUCAACAGUAAAUUCGACAUGGAUGUUCUGAACACAUAUUACAAUAAAGAUGAAUACGUCGAAACAGCCUCAGGAAAUAAGGUUAGUCGACAAACUAUUCUCUGCGGUUCGCAAAAUAUCGUUCUCCACGGGAAAGUGAUUGUUCAAAGUGGAGCAAUAAUCCGUGGUGAUCUGGCCGCGGUUCGUACCGGACGAUACUGUGUUAUUUCAAAAGGGUCGGUUGUACGACCGCCUUACAAGCAGUUUAGUAAAGGAGUAGCAUUUUUUCCACUCCAAAUCGGCGACCACGUCUUUAUUGGAGAAGGGGCAAUAGUGUCAGCUGCUUCUAUUGGAUCUUACGUUUACAUCGGGAAAAAUGCAGUAGUGGGACGGCGUUGUGUCCUAAAGGAUAAUUGUAUUAUUGAAGAUGGAGCCAUUCUUCCACCAGAAACAACGGUGGCUAGUUAUAUGCGAUACACAGCCGAGGGAAAAAUCGAAGGCGGGCAAGGCAAUCCUGAUUUUGUACCUCAUGCAAUGCAGGAUUUAAUGGUGGAAUAUACUAAAUCAUACUAUGAGCACUUUAUUCCGGCUAGCGGAGCAUAAAUUAUUUAGUUUGUUUUUUCAAUCGAAAAAAACUAUUCCAUUCAUUAUUUAUAAAAUUGAUUAUAUUGAGUGAUAAACUAUAGAACGAAAACACAAAGGAUAUUAUACUUGUUUUAAAU
This is a messenger RNA of Sabethes cyaneus, 756 nucleotides long. RefSeq names its product dynactin subunit 5 (gene DCTN5-p25). The record is from RefSeq and is a predicted model, not a curated record. Bases 74 to 637 code for a protein of 187 amino acids. The transcript has 2 exons. NCBI's taxonomy places the organism in Eukaryota, Metazoa, Arthropoda, Insecta, Diptera, Culicidae.